AUGUCGGUGCUGAGGUUGCCAGAUUCUACCCGGGAUAAUGGCAGGCUGAUAGAAAAUUCUCCACAUCCAGCCGAACCGUCGAUAUGGACCGAUCGGGCCGUGCAGGAGGCAUGCCUGAUGCGCUACUUCGUUGAGGAGCUGGCCCCAUGGUUCGAUUCCUGUGAUGCCGGUAAGCAUUUCGCCCUUGUAAUGCCGGAUCGCGCAGCCCAGUGUCCGGCCUUGCUCUACGCUGUUUACUCGGCAGCUGCACGACACCUCGGCCGCUGGCAAUCCACGGGGACCCGCCCGGUCACCUUUGCGGGGAGACGUCUACCCAAUCUUGGGGAUGGCAUGGCCCUCGAUUACCAGUCUCUCUGCAUUUCCCAUUUGGUGUCAGCAGAUGACGCUGAGAUUCACAAUGUGGACCUCCUGGCGGCGUCCGUCAUCCUGCGUUUCUACGAGGAAUUCGACGCGGCCCUGGUUGGCAGUGACGGGAAAACUCAUCUGCGUGGCACCCAAGUCUUCCUCAACGCUCAGGGCCACGCUGCAUUGUGCUGUGGCGGACUGCAACUAGCGGCCUUCUGGGUUGGCAUCCGACAGGAGUUUCACAAGGCCUUCCUCGAACAACGAGUCGCCGAGCUCGAUCUCAGUUGCUGUGAAGCGUCUGUCUAUCGGCAGUUGGAUUCCGCGGACGAUCCCACCUGGGCGAAUCGAGUGGUGUUGCACUGUGUCGAUGUGCUCCGGUAUUGCUAUGGUGAGGAAGGUCAGACCCGGGGGCAAUACGAGGAGUUGUGUGCCUACAACCAGCAAUGGCAAGCUCUAACUCCGCCUACCUUUGACCCCUUGUAUUGUCGACCUCCAAAUACCGUCAAGGGGGAGAUUUUUCCAGUUUUGUGGUAUUUGGAUGACUGCAUCGUCACUGGUAUUCAGCAUUGGCACCUCGCACGUCUUCUUCUGACGGUGUUUGAUCCCACGGUGCCUCGCCUUGGGCCUGGUCGCAAGGCAGCCGUUGCACGAAGAGAGGCCGAGGUCAAGCACCAUGUCUUCAGUCUUUGUGGGAUAGCCAUCUCUAACAAAACCGCUCCGGCCCUCGUUGCUGCCUGCAUGGGAGUAUCCAUGUGUGGUGAUCGCACGACUGAUAGACGGGAGCAAGAGGCCCUGUUUGACAUUUUGCUCAAGACCGAGCAGAUUCAUGGGCUAUCCACCACCCAUGCACAAACCUCUCUCCGGGCGGCCUGGGAAUGGGAUGCUACAAUCUCGCAAGUGUUAUCCUUCAAUCUCAACGUCCGACAGGGUUUAUAA
Aspergillus welwitschiae is the source of this 1281-nucleotide messenger RNA. RefSeq lists its product as uncharacterized. Gene Ontology annotation, biological process: positive regulation of transcription by RNA polymerase II. Lineage: Eukaryota; Fungi; Ascomycota; Eurotiomycetes; Eurotiales; Aspergillaceae. Gene Ontology annotation, cellular component: nucleus. Bases 1 to 1281 code for a protein of 426 amino acids. Gene Ontology annotation, molecular function: transcription cis-regulatory region binding; DNA-binding transcription factor activity. The record is from RefSeq and is a predicted model, not a curated record. The transcript is spliced from 6 exons.